Molecule: messenger RNA, 2004 nt
Organism: Cercospora beticola
Lineage: Eukaryota; Fungi; Ascomycota; Dothideomycetes; Mycosphaerellales; Mycosphaerellaceae
Source: RefSeq, a predicted model, not a curated record
AUGGCGACUAUCAACGAAGCCAUUGAGAUCACCUCUGACUCAGGAGGAGAAGAAGAACGUCCACAGGUGCCCAGCACACCAGCAAUCAAGGCGUCAGCCUCAGUGCCUCCACGAAGCGUCGCUCACGACGUCGAGGCAACGCCGACUCCAACACAAGCGCCAGCACCUGCACCGGCUCCUUUGCCAAAUGAUGACUCAAUUCAGGAAGUGACGGCCACGUCAACAGCGCCAGCAGAGCCAGCUAGGCCUACCAACUUCCAACCAACCCCACGUCGUCUUUACGAUCUGCCCGAGUACGCCGACCGAUACACCCCAAUCUUCUCGACACUUGAAGAGGUCGUGUACCGUGAUCCGUAUGCAUUCUCGAUCAAGCCACCUUGUUGGCAAAAGUGGAGUGCCGAGGAGUAUCGUGCUUUCGCGGACUAUCUCGAGCUGGUCGAUUUGAAGCCUCUUUCGCGGAUUUUGGGCAAGCCCGUAGAGGAAAUUUACCACAUGUAUCACACGUUGGUCACAGGCCCCUUGCUCGAUGCCAGCAAUGCACGUCGCCGAGGUGAGGAGGGCAUGAAGAGUCUUUUCGAACUUCACAACAAUCAUGGAACCCCGAACAGAUCCUGGACCGCCGAAGGCAUCAGGGCUGAGUUCGAAGCUGCCACGUUCUUGACUGUCCACCUCAUUCUCGAGGAGAGUGGAAUCAAGCGCAAGAUCAAGCUGGCUGAUCUGACGAACGAUGACUUUUCUUGGAUCAAGCAGAACGUACCUCUGGAGCAGCGGAAGGUUCUGUCUGGGAUCGACAACGGCGUCAUCAACAAGCACGACACAGAGGACGGCCUGCCCCCGUGCGUGAUGUCGAAGCGCAAGGCAUCCCCAGAGCUCGAAACUCCCAGACCAGCCAAACAAGCUCGCCUUAUGAAAACCAACACCGCGCCUGCAAAGCUUCGGGCAACUCCGUCAACAUUCUCGAAUACUCCGAACGAUCUGACGGCGUCCAGUCAACGACCAGCGACACCAUCAAGGCCACAGCAGACACCACAACAGCAAGAUUCGGCUACCCUACCGGCGCAGACACCAGCCAGUCCCUUGGGCCCCCAAACGCCAGCAGCAAAACCGUCACUGUUGGCCAAGUUUCAAGCACCAUCGCCGAAGUCCCUUUACAGAAAGUGGACUGACGUAGGCCUGGAUGCGCGGUUCUUCGACACUGCUCCUUCGACUGUGGUACUAUUGGAACGAUCGAGCAGAGAACAAAUCGCCAUAUCCCGCUUUGCCAUGAACGACGAUGACAAGAAGUGGCUGAACGACAUGAGAGAUGGCAAACACAUCGAUAUUCAUGCGUGGAAGCCGCUCGUCAAAUCGCGAAGCCUGGGCACUCUUGAAGCUUUCCGUCCAUGGACUACUCAAGGCUUCAUUGCUCGAUUUGAGAGCAUAUCCCGUCUCACGGUACACGUUUUGCUUUUGAGUGACCGAACGCAGGCAACAGUCAAACUUGCGGAUCUCACGGACAUCGACAAAGCUUACCUUCAAGAGCACGUCAGUGGUGAGGAUAUGAAGACGCUGUUGAGCAAAGGCCAAACCGCUGCGCAAGCGGCUUCCUCUCAAGCUGCAUAUGAGAGAAGAGCUGCUACUGCUAUCAGCGAUGGUGCCGAAGAGGGGGCUGAUGAAGCUCAAGACGCUGCUGUGAGUGAGCGAGAUGCCCAGCCGAUCAGACACGAUUCAGUAUCACGUCAAGCUGUUGAUCCCGUCAAAGACACCGACGUACCUCCACCUGAAGGUGAAUCUGCGCAACAUCCCGACGAAGUGAUUACUGGUGCGCCGCCACGAAGCUGGACAGGCCGGAAGCUUGCUGGCAAGCUUGAAGGCAUCUCCAAGCACCAAGUCUUCCUCAGGCUUGAGAACCAGCAAGGACUUAACUUGAUCCCUAUGGAAGAGUGGUCAAGUGAAGACUACAGCUGGUUGAAGGGGUAUCUCACUCUCGAGCAGAGGAAGGUUCUUUCGGGGAAGGCAACAUGA